Torulaspora globosa is the source of this 1350-nucleotide messenger RNA. It is a transcript of the gene ALG1, whose product is annotated as chitobiosyldiphosphodolichol beta-1,4 mannosyltransferase. The coding region runs from base 1 to 1350 and encodes 449 amino acids. The transcript has a single exon. Gene Ontology annotation, molecular function: mannosyltransferase activity. Gene Ontology annotation, cellular component: endoplasmic reticulum. The record is from RefSeq and is a predicted model, not a curated record. NCBI's taxonomy places the organism in Eukaryota, Fungi, Ascomycota, Saccharomycetes, Saccharomycetales, Saccharomycetaceae.
AUGAUUGAGGAAAGCCAUCUCAAGUGGGUGUCCCUUCUGAUCGCUGUUUAUUUGACGGUACCUCUCCUUGGGUACAUUCUGAUCCCGUAUUUACUUUAUGGUAACCGAUCUACGAAGAAAAGGGUAAUUCUGUAUGUGCUGGGGGACAUUGGCCAUUCCCCCCGGAUGUGCUACCACGCAUUGAGCUUCAGCGAACAUGGAUGGCAAGUUGAAUUCUGUGGAUACGUUGAGGAUGCCCUCCCCAGGUCAAUAGUCGAAGAUCCCAACAUCACAGUGCAUGCAAUUCCAACUUACCGAGGAAGAAACGGUUCUAAGCUUCUUUCAAUGGUUCGUAAGGUGGCUCUGCAGAUCUUUGCCAUUACUAGACAGUUGUGGGAACUCCGCGGGAGCGAUUAUCUGUUGAUGCAGAAUCCACCGACGAUCCCGAUCCUACCGCUGGCAAUGCUUUAUCGGUUUACCGGUUGCAAGCUGAUAAUCGACUGGCACAACUUGGGCUAUUCUAUUCUGCAAAUGAAGUUUGGCGGGUCCUUUUGGCAUCCUAUCAUAGUGAUUCAUUACAUUGUCGAGCGCCUGUUUGCGAAGUUUGCAACUUAUAACCUGACUGUGACGAAAGCCAUGAAAAAUUACUUGGUGAACAGUUUUGGGUUGAGUUCAAAGAGGAUAGCGGUCCUAUACGAUCGUCCCGCGGCUCAAUUUCAACCUUUACCGGAAACCUGCGAUAGAGAUCGCAUGUUGAAGACAGAGUCGUUUAUUAAGGAUCUCCUUCCUUCUGACUUCGACAUCAAAAAGGGUGACAAGCUCAUCGUGACUUCUACUUCGUUCACCGCUGAUGAAGACAUCGGUGUUCUUUUGGGAGCGCUGAAGAUCUACGAGAACUCCUAUGAGAAGUUCGAUCAAGAACUUCCAAGAAUUAUGUGCUUUAUAACCGGCAAAGGGCCUUUGAAACAAAAGUACGUAGACCAGGUGAUGGCUUACGAGUGGCAUCGCUGUAAGGUUGAGUUCCUGUGGUUAUCGGCCGAAGAUUAUCCUAAGCUCCUUCGACUUUGCGAUUAUGGGGUCUCGCUACAUACAUCUAGCUCAGGACUUGAUCUUCCGAUGAAAAUACUCGACAUGCUUGGAUCCGGACUUCCCGUGAUUGCUUCAAAUUAUCCAGUGCUGGAUGAGCUGCUCCAGCAUAAUGUUAAUGGACUGAAGUUUAUCGACAGGAGGGAACUGCAUGAGAGUUUGAUAUUUGCGGUAAAGGACUCUGAAAUUUACAAAACUCUAAGAAAAGGAGCACUAAUAGAAGCGGAGAAUAGGUGGAAUUCGAGCUGGGAAUCAGCAAUCGGGGAGCUAAAAAUCAUUCAAUGA